GCAGUCAAGUUUGCCACCUUCGCCAUGCUCUUUAUGGCCUUAAGCAAGCUCUUUGAGCUUGGUUUGAAAAGUUUAGCUCAGUUGUUGCUCAGCAGGGUUUCACUUCGAGUCCUUAUGACGUUGCUCUGUUUGUUUGAAGAUCCUCUGCUGGUAUCACUCUUAUUCUUCUUUAUGUUGAUGAUAUGAUUAUUACUGGAGAUGAUUCUGUAGGUAUCUGUUCUCUUUAGCACUUCCUUAGUCAGCAUUUUGAGAUGAAAGAUCUGGGCACUGUCAACUAUUUUCUUGGGCUUAAGGUUACCUCAUCCUCUGAUGGAUACUAUCUUUCCCAGGCUAAAUAUGCUUUUGAUCUUCUCUCCAAAGCCGGUAUCACUGACAAUAAGACUGUUUCCACUCCUUUAGAAUACAAUGCAAAGCUCACACCUUUGGAUGGUGAACCUAUAUUCGAUGCUACUCGCAAUCGUCAGUUGGUUGGCAGUUUGAUCUAUCUCACUGUUACUCGUCUGGAUAUUUCACAUGCCGUGGGUAUGGUUAGUAAGUUCGUGGAUGCACCUCCUUCUGUCCACUAUGUUGCUGUUCUUCGGAUUCUCCGAUAUGUCAAAGGUGAUCCGACUGAUCGAUGCUCUAUCACAGGUUUCUGUUUCCUGUUAGGUACUUCUCUUGUCUCGUGACGCAGCAAGAAGUAGGAUGUGGUUUCCUGUUCUAGUACUGAGGCUGAGUAUCGUGCCCCUGCCGACACCACUUGCGAGCUUGUUUGGCUUCAUUGGCUCUUGGCUGACUUGGAUGCUCCACAGCCCACUGCCACUCCCCUUUAUUGUGACAAUUGUAGUGCUAUCUACAUUGCUCAUAAUGAUGUCUUCCACGAAUGCACCAAGCAUAUUGAGAUCGACUGCCACAUCACUCGCCAGCAUCUCAAGAAAGGAAAUCUCAAGUUGUUCUCCAUCUCCUCUGCUGACCAGCCUGCUGAUAUCUUUACCAAGAUUCACCUGCCUGGUCGUCUUCGAGAUCUUAUAUCCAAACUCCAGUUGGCUUCCUCCUUGCCACCUCGAGUUUGAGGGGGGAUGUUAGUGUAUAGCUUAGACUAGUUUAGCCCAUUAGGCUUAGCCCAAUAUACUGUGCUUGUAGUUUACUCC
Messenger RNA from Quercus lobata, 1130 nucleotides. RefSeq lists its product as uncharacterized. The transcript is spliced from 2 exons. Bases 252 to 668 code for a protein of 138 amino acids. Lineage: Eukaryota; Viridiplantae; Streptophyta; Magnoliopsida; Fagales; Fagaceae. The record is from RefSeq and is a predicted model, not a curated record.